UAGAACAAAAUUAUUCAUUCUAAAGAUUUAAGAAUAAACUCUUUCAAUUUUCAAAAUUAUUUGAGUGAAUAUGCAGUGUAAGAACGAGGCAGCAGAAGUUGUUCGUCCCCUUGCUAAUUAUCCUCCCAAUAUCUGGGGUGAUCGCUUCCUCAACUAUGCUCCCCCGGACGAGGUUACCCAAGGCCGAAUGGAGCAAGGGGCGGAAGAGCUCAAAGAGCUAGUGCGCAAAGAAAUUUUGGACGUUCAUAAGGAUCCAAAGGAAAGGCUUGUGCUUUUAGAUGACAUACAUCGCCUUGGAGUUGCAUACCAAUUUGAAAAUGAAAUCGAAAACAUUUUUCGAAAUUUCUAUAAGAAGAUGUAUGAUGAUAGUUCCUACAAGGAUGAUCUUUACUAUGUUUCUCUACGCUUUCGUCUCUUACGACAACAUGGCUUCAAUGUUUCAUGUGAUGUAUUUGAAAACUUCAAAUGUGAGAACGGAAGCUUUAAGGAUUGUUUAGCAAGUGAUGUGCAAGGCCUAUUGAGCUUGUAUGAAGCAUCAUUUCUAGGAGUGCACGGAGAAAAUACACCGGACGGAGCUCGUUCAUUUGCUACUACUCACCUAACCUCCCUUGCUACACAAUUAAGCUCUCCUAUGGCUGAACAAAUAGCCCAUGCUUUGAAACAACCCCUCCAUAGACGCAGUAUAAGGCUAGAAUCGCGGUAUUAUAUAUCAAUUUAUGGGUCAAAGGCUUUCCACAAUGAAGCUUUGCUGAAAUUUGCAAAGUUAGAUUUCAACUUGGUUCAAAUAUUGCACAACAAGGAGCUAAGAGAUCAUACUAGGUGGUGGAGAAGUCUUGACAUGGUCACAAAAUACCCAUUUGUUCGAGACAGAGUGGUAGAGGCCUACUUUUGGAUUUUGGGUGUGUACUAUGAACCUAAGUACUCGUAUGCAAGAAUGUUGCUAAACAAAUUGUUCAACAUUAUAUCCGUCAUAGAUGACAUCUACGACUCUUAUGGAAUUAUUGAAGAGUUAAAACCCUUCGCAGAAGCGAUUCAAAGGUGGGACAAAAGCUGCAUCGGUCAACUUCCGAGCUACAUGAGAGCAAUUUCUCAAGUUAUGUUUGAUACAUUUGACGAAAUUGAGCAAGAUUUAGCAUUGGAGCAACGUGCAUAUGCUGUUUAUUAUCAACAACAACAAAUGAAAGCUAUGUUUCAAUCUUACAUCCAAGAAACUAUUUGGCAUCACCAUAACAUUGUUCCAACAUUCGACGAAUACAUGAGAAAUGGCAUUGUAAGCUCUGGCUAUGUGUACGUGAUUACUGCUGCUUAUCAAGGCAUGGGGGAGUUGGCGAAUAAACAUGCCUUCGAAUGGGUCAAUGAAACAACAAAGACUAUAAAAGCUUCAUGCAUACUUGCUAGGCUCUUGAAUGACAUUAGUAGCCAUAAGUUUGAGAAGAGUAGAGGUCAUGUUUCAUCUGCAAUAGAUUGCUACAUGGAUCAAUUUGGAACCUCCAUUGAAGAAGCUACGAAGGUGCUCCGAUCACACAUUGAGGAAGCAUGGAAGGACAUAAAUGAAGAAUUAACCGGGCCAAGAAAUGUUCCAAUGCCUUUGGUACUUCGAGUCCUCAACGUAACAAGGACAUUAUAUGACGUUUAUGAGGAUGAUGAAGAUGGCUAUACUAUCGGCAAGUUUAUCCAAGAAAAAGUUGCAACUAUUCUUGUUGAUCCUAUUGAGGCAUAAAUUGAGUCAUGAAUGUACCUUUUAAAUUUCCUAUGUUUUUGCAUUACUUUUGUGUUGAAUAAUUUACCUUUGGGGGGUAUAUAUAUGAUUUAAGUUGUAAUGAUAUGAUAUAUGUAUGAUAUUACGUAUUACCUUUUAA
Chenopodium quinoa (quinoa) is the source of this 1859-nucleotide messenger RNA. Its product is annotated as probable sesquiterpene synthase. The transcript is spliced from 7 exons. NCBI's taxonomy places the organism in Eukaryota, Viridiplantae, Streptophyta, Magnoliopsida, Caryophyllales, Amaranthaceae. The record is from RefSeq and is a predicted model, not a curated record. The coding region runs from base 71 to 1720 and encodes 549 amino acids. Gene Ontology annotation, biological process: diterpenoid biosynthetic process. Gene Ontology annotation, molecular function: terpene synthase activity; magnesium ion binding.